This is a messenger RNA of Falco peregrinus (peregrine falcon), 1068 nucleotides long. RefSeq names its product cathepsin D-like. The record is from RefSeq and is a predicted model, not a curated record. Bases 134 to 445 code for a protein of 103 amino acids. The transcript has 3 exons. NCBI's taxonomy places the organism in Eukaryota, Metazoa, Chordata, Aves, Falconiformes, Falconidae. Gene Ontology annotation, molecular function: aspartic-type endopeptidase activity. Gene Ontology annotation, cellular component: lysosome. Gene Ontology annotation, biological process: proteolysis.
CUGACCCCUGCCCUGCAGGGUGUCAGUGGGGAGCCCGGGGAGCCUGGGGUGCCGGGACCCCCCCCUGUGCCGGGGGGGCUGCGAGGCCAUCGUGGACACGGGGACGUCCCUCAUCACCGGCCCCAGCGAGGAGAUGGAGGUGCUGCACCGCGCCCUGGGGGGCACCCCUGCCCUGGGGGGGCAGUACAUGCUGGACUGUGACAAGGUCCCGUCUCUGCCCAACGUCACCUUCGUCCUGCAGGGGCGUGAGUUCCCCCUCAGCCCCCAGCACUAUGUGCUCCAGUGUCGCAGUGGGGGGUCCCCCACCUGCGUCAGCGGGUUCAUGGCACUGGAUGUGCCCCGGCCCGCGGGGCCGCUCUGGAUCCUGGGGGACGUUUUCCUGGCGCGCUACUACGUCACCUUCGACCGCGACCACAACCGCGUCGGGCUGGCACCCAGCAAGUGACCCCUGGACCCCCAAGGGACCCCCCCCCGGGGACCUGGGACCCCUCAUGGACCAUCAUGGACACCUGGGACCCCCCAAAGGACCCCCCCCCCCAGAUGCCUGGAACCCCCCCCCCGGGAACCUAGGACCCCUCGUGGACCACCGUGGACACCUGGGACCCCUAAGGGACCCCCCCUGGAGACCUGGGACCCCCAAGGGACCCCCCCCAGACGCCUGAGACCACUUACAAACCACUGCAGACACCUGGGACCCCCAAAUGAUGCCCCCCUGGAGGCCUGGGACCCCCAAGUGACUCCUCCCAGGGGCCUGGGUCCCCUUAGGGACCACCCAUGGACACUUGAGACCCCCAAGGGAACCUCCCUGGGGACCUGGAACCGCUUACGGACCACCACAGACACCUGGGACCCCCCAAAAUGACACCCCCCCCCGGAGGCCUGGGACCCAAGUGAUGCCCCUGGAGGCCUGGGUCCCCUUAGGGACCUCCCCUGGGGACCUGGUACCCCUCAUGGACCACCACAGGACACUUGGGACCCCCCAAAUGACACCCCCAUGGCCCGAGGCCUGGGUUCCCUGCCAGGGGAGCUCCAAUAAAGAUGCUGGUUUGGGGGCUCUGGGUCCCGGCU